Stegastes partitus (bicolor damselfish) is the source of this 2455-nucleotide messenger RNA. RefSeq names its product H/ACA ribonucleoprotein complex non-core subunit NAF1. Gene Ontology annotation, biological process: box H/ACA snoRNP assembly; ribosome biogenesis; pseudouridine synthesis. The coding region runs from base 69 to 1163 and encodes 364 amino acids. Gene Ontology annotation, molecular function: RNA binding. Lineage: Eukaryota; Metazoa; Chordata; Actinopteri; Pomacentridae. The record is from RefSeq and is a predicted model, not a curated record. The transcript has 7 exons. Gene Ontology annotation, cellular component: sno(s)RNA-containing ribonucleoprotein complex.
UUGUUCGUUCCGGUGACAAACCGGAGUCCCUGAGGUCUGCUCAGCGUGGAUCCUCGCCAAACAAGCAGAUGGACACAAACCUGCCAGAGGGGAAUGGACAGGAGCUACCAUCACAGAAGGAGGAGGGUGAAGAGAUGGAGGUCACCAUGACAACGCCACUGGAAACUGUCGCCAUGACGCCCGACAGUACGGACAAGAAAACGCAUCCGGAGGAAACGGGAGACGUACAAACACACUCAACAGCGUCUGUGGACAGGGUGUGUAAGACAGAGGACUGUGAUGAGGAGGACUCCGACGACUCAGACAGCGACAGUUCCUCUAGCUCAUCCUCUUCCUCCUCCUCUUCCUCGUCGUCCUCGUCUCCCUCUGUCCGUGUGUUUGAGGAGGAUGAUGAUGAAGGUUUCAGCCAACCAGUGCCCAUCAAAACAAGAGAUGAAGUUCUGCUGGAGGAGCUUCCAGCGGUGGAGGAAGUGUGUGUGACGUUACCCGAGGAAGCAGAGCUGCAGCCAGUGGGAACCAUCUCCAGUAUCGUGCAGCAGCUCGUUAUUAUCCAGUCUCUGAAAGACACGCCCCCUCUGAACGACGACAGCAUCCUCUUCAGGUCCGAUAAGCUGGCGGUGGGCAAGGUUUUUGAGGUGUUUGGUCCAGUGUCCAGCCCGCUGUACAUUUUGCGUUUUAAUUCUGCGGACCAGAUCGUCAGCCGGGGGCUGACGGAGGGACUGACGCUUUACUACGCACCAUCCAUUAAGGAGUACACAGAAUACAUCCUCACACAGCAGCUCAAACUAUCCAUCAGUGUUUUCUUUAGAUUCCUAAAUCUCUUCUUUCCUCCAGAUAAACCUGCCAACUCCACCCAGAGCACCUUUCGGAAGAAGCACGACGCGAGGGGUUUCCCACCCAGACACGCAGGGCCUCCGUUCAGGCACCAGGACUCCAGAAGCCAGCAGCCUCCGUUCAGGCCCUCGGAGGUGUCGCCCAUGUACCUCCCUCCUCCCUGCCCUUACCCUCCACCUCCUCCUCACCACUUCCCUCCACCCAGCUUCCCUCUCUAUCCUCCUCCUCCAUAUUUCUUCAACCCUUCCUUCUCCUCUCCUCUCUGGCCCCCAAACUCCUUCUCUGACUUCCCACCUCCUCCUCCUCCUCCCCCUCCUCCUCCACUGUGAGGCCUGGACAUGAACCACCGACAGUCUGUCCUGUUGAAGAAGAGCACCUCAUCCUGAUGUGAUCUGCUGUUAGCUCUGCUUUAUUCACACCAUACGCUCACUGAGCUGAGUUGUAACCGACCACCUUUAACUUAGUUUCCCUGUUCGGACCUCCUGUGAGAGCAGAGCAGGUCGUCCCCGACUGAAGCUGGAUUUUUAUUAGUCAGAUUCCAAGUAAAUGCAUAAAACUUCUUACACAACAUUUUUUAAACUCCGUGCCGUUACUGACCACUUCCCCCCUGUUCACGUGUUUUAUCUGGACUUAAACCGGGGCUUUGGUGGCCUGGUGAUCGUUUGCAGCUAAACCCUGACUCACCAUGACUUAGGACUGAACCGGCAGCGUGGGCCAGUCAGCAGACGAUUUCCUACUGAAGCACAAACCUGUUUCUGUCCUCAGUCAGAGGUGUGAAGGACAAAGAACAAGCUGAUGAAUGACUUGUUGGGUCUUUGUAUAGUUUUUAAUGAGCCAGUGGGACUUCAAUCAACUGAGCUGGGACUUAAAUGAACUGACCCUGGCUGGUGUUUUUGGUGUUAUUGGACAGAUGAGGUGACCACCGGGGUGUCUGUGGGCAGCUGUCCACCUUUACAUGUGCUGGGUUUUUCUGUUUUGUUCCUGGAAGGCAGAAUGACGGAGGACUCAGUUCUGGUCACGUUGAGGAUCAGACGGGUCCCAGUGAUCUGCUUCAGCGUGUCUCAUGAUGGACUGUUAGAAAUGAUCCUGUGUUGGUCGGUGCCGCUCCACUACUGCUGAGAUGCCACCAUAAAGUCCAUUUCUAUCCAUAUUUGUAUUGUUUUAGCUCAUUCUCAGGUCCAUCCUUAAAGCAGACACACACAUUAGUUUAACAGCCGUGCAGUCUGUCAUCUCCACAUUGUUCUAAUCUACACACAGUCAGUCAUCCUCACUGUAGAUGUCUGAGGCUCACCGCUGACUGCGACGUGUUUCUGAAACAUUCCAGCUUCUGCUUUUAGCCGUUCACGUCUGAGUUCAGCAGAUCCCUGCAGGACGAGUCCUGAGCUCUGUCAGGGACGUUCUCAUGUGACUGCAAGCAGAGCCGCGAUCCAGUUUGUGUAGAAAGGAAAGUUUUGGACCCAAUUGGGUGAGAUUCUUUGACAACAGUCCCCCAGAGGUUCGUCCCCUGCCUUGUGUCACACCUCCAUGUCCUCUGUGAUGUUAUCUAUGAACAGCAGUGAGCUGUGGACCUGUAGCUGUACCGUUUGUUUCAUUUCAAGUAUAAAGACCUUUUUUUCUUUCA